AGUUAUAAAUAUUUGUCGAAUAUCGAGAGUGAUAGCAACAAGCACAAAAGAUCAAAUCGAAAUUUAGUCUACCGUAUCACUAAUAUCAUUAUAUGAUCUCAAGUAUAUUUUGUAUAAAUAAAAGGAAGGUAUUUUAGAAUACCUUUAUUUGGUUUGUUGCAGUUGCAUACUUGAACAUUGACGAAAUAUGCAGCAGACAACUAUUUUUUUUUUUCUUUUCUUCUUCUUCUUCUCCGUCUCUUCCUCUACCAAUCCUCGAACCAGGGUGGCGGAUCCAGCGGCACAAUAACAUUUGCACCUAGCUUUCUCGCCAACAGGUCACUGAAGGAUCAGUGCUCCAUUGCCUGCCACUCAAUUACCCAUUCGAAAGUCAAGUAACACAUACAGAGCUUGGCCUAAUUUGCAUCCAUGUCUGUAAAUGGAAGCAAAUCCCUUCCAACCAAAAGCUGAGUGCUUGCUGGAUAUGGCGAUGUUCUUCAUUUUAUAUUUGAUAACGAAAUGGAUGAUGAAGAUGUCAAAAAGAAAGCUGCAACGAUAGCUAGCUCCGUGCCUCGCCUUCCCGCCACCAGGUCAACAAAGGAUCAGUGCUCCGUCGCAGCUCAGUUCCUUACUUAAACCACUUGAGAGCAAGCAACUCCAUGAAAAUUGCUGCUGAUCGCAAGCCAGUGUGAAACGAGCGAUCAACCUAAUUGGCUUCGAUGGCUGGAAAUGGAACCAACAAACACAGACAGCUUUGACAACAAAAGUGGAAAGGGGGAAAACCCCAUCAAUCGGAGCAGCUCCGGCAACGAAUCAGGCCGUUCUCGUUGAAAUCAAGGCUCCGCCGGAGCCUUUCUUCGUCUUCAUCGAACACCUUCUGCUUCAUGCUUCCAUUCAAGUGACAAAUUUAUCAAUAACCGAAGUUCAGUGAUUAGUUUGGUAGUAGCAAAAAGUUUGGGCAUCAAUGACACAAUUUGACCCGAAUAAUUAGACCAAGACCCGCGGCUCGGAGGCGCACUGACUGCAGCAGCUAUCUCAGUCUCAGCAGCUGCAUAGACGGCGGCAGAGGCAGAGAGUUAGAGAGGCGAGUCAGACGACGACGGCGACUUUUAACCGGUGAGAACAUGUCGGAGGUAGGAGGAGCCGUAGCGGUGGAGGACGGGGAGCGCCGCCGUCAAAGGACGCUGGAAGAGGCUCUCGAGGUCCAGUCUCUCCGCCGUAUCAUCAGCGCCUACCUCAACUAUCCUGAAGCAGCAGAAGAAGAUGUCAGAAGAUACGAAAGAUCUUUCAGAAAGCUUUCACCUGCACACAAGGCUUUACUACCUCACUACCCCAUGAAGUUUCAGAAACUACGUAGCUGUAUAGCUACGAAUUCUUAUUUCAUAUUCAACAUGCUUCAGGCUUUUGAGCCGCCUCUAGAUAUGAGCCAAGACAUGGAUUGUUGUGAUGACUUGCAUCACGAGCACGCAUCCGGACAUCAUUGUUUAUCAGAGCAGAGGAAUUCUUGCUGUUCGCCUGCUCCGGGUAGUGGAGCUAACUAUUGUUCCAGGCCUGAAGAGGCAUGCCAUGGAGAAGGGAGCCAUAUGCAUAAGAUGUCAACUGGAGAGCCUAUUAGUGAGGAAACCACAAUUGGAGGUUCCCAUGACUGUCCUGUGGACAAUGGCCGGAGUGGGGUGAAUGACGGAGCAACACUACAACAGGAACCUGAUGCCCCCGAGUCCAAUGGCGAUGCGAAUGCUCCCAAUGAUUGGUUGGAUCCAUCAAUUCAGUUGCAUGUUCCCCUUGUCGAUGUUGAUAAGGUCCGUUGUAUAAUAAGGAAUAUAGUUAGAGACUGGGCUGCAGAGGGACAAAAAGAACGUGAUGAAUGCUACAAACCUAUUCUUGAAGAACUAGAUUCUCAAUUUCCCCACCGUUCUAAGGAGAGGGCUCCUGCUUGUUUAGUUCCUGGUGCUGGACUUGGCCGACUAGCAUUGGAGAUUUCACGCUUGGGUUUUAUGAGUCAAGGAAAUGAAUUUUCUUACUACAUGAUGAUAUGCUCGAGUUUCAUUCUUAAUCAUGCUGAAACUGUUGGGGACUGGACAAUAUAUCCUUGGAUCCAUAGUAACUGUAAUUCACUUUCAGAUAGCGAUCAACUUCGUCCUGUGCCAAUACCAGAUAUUCAUCCUGCGAGUGCAGGGAUUACUGAAGGAUUUUCUAUGUGCGGUGGCGACUUUGUCGAAGUCUAUAGUGAUGCAAGUCAAGAAGGAUAUUGGGAUGCUGUGGUGACAUGUUUCUUCAUUGAUACCGCGCACAAUAUUGUAGAGUACAUCGAGAUCAUAUCAAAGAUUUUAAAAGAUGGAGGAGUCUGGAUAAACUUGGGUCCGCUUCUGUACCAUUUUGCAGAUAUGUACGGGCAAGAAGAUGAAAUGUCUGUUGAACUGAGCUUGGAGGACGUGAAAAGAAUUGCUAUACACUACGGGUUUGAGUUUGAGAAGGAGAAGACAAUCGAGACUACAUACACGACAAAUCCUCGAUCCAUGAUGCAAAACCAUUACUCGGCUGCAUUCUGGACUGCAAGAAAGCGUUUGAAAGCUACUACCGACGAGAGGCAGCCAACCAUACCAUAGUCAUUCAGGACAUUAACCAUCUGUAUCGAAGUCAUUCUGUAUGCUCUGCCUGGUUAAUUUUGAUGGUUUCGCCCAUCUUCUGGGUUGUACGAUGUAACUUAUGCAGGCCAAAUCUUUCAUAUCCUGCCGAUUUGAUGGAGCUUCUGCGGCAGUCUUAAACAGGAGCGAGCGUGUGAAAUUCGUUUGAUGUAGUUUUGAAGAACAUGUAAGCUAGUCAGAGUGCCAUUUUGUUAAUCCAGUUUGAUUUAGAGGGAUAAGUUUUGGAUGCUUCGUUUAAUUCACUUUUGAGAUCUAAUAAUCCAAUUG
Molecule: messenger RNA, 2891 nt
Organism: Linum tenue
Lineage: Eukaryota; Viridiplantae; Streptophyta; Magnoliopsida; Malpighiales; Linaceae
Source: the annotation of a GenBank genome assembly